Molecule: messenger RNA, 1113 nt
Organism: Trematosphaeria pertusa
Lineage: Eukaryota; Fungi; Ascomycota; Dothideomycetes; Pleosporales; Trematosphaeriaceae
Product: PAF acetylhydrolase family protein
Exons: 1
Coding region: 1-1113 (370 amino acids)
Molecular function (GO): 1-alkyl-2-acetylglycerophosphocholine esterase activity
Source: RefSeq, a predicted model, not a curated record
AUGGCCGACAAGGGGCAGCUCCUCAUUCCAGCACCCAGCGGUCAGUAUGCAGUCGGCCACAGCACAACGAAGCUUAUCGACAACGCGCGAACUGACCCUUACGAUCCCGAACACGGCAAACGCAAUGUCAUGAUCUCGCUCUUCUACCCGGUCGACCGCUCCGCCUGCAAAAUGAUCAGUCCGGUGCCCUACAUGCCUCCGAAAACUGUCGAGAUCCUAGAUGAAUACGUAGCUCAAUUCGAGAUGCCUCGCGGCAUAUUCGGAGCCAUCCGGAUGCAGAUGGCCAGCGACAUCUCGCCCGAAGCGAUUAAGGAAGCCAUUAAGUUUCCGCUGGUGUUGUUUUCUCCUGGCCUGGGUGCCUCAAGGCUCCAAUACAAUGCGCUCGCGCAGAAGCUCGCCAGUGCGGGAUACGCAGUCGUAACAAUGGAUUACACAUACGAAACGAUUGUCGUUGAAUACCCGGACGGCACAUACACACCCGGCCUGCCGCCCACCCACUGGGAUCCUUCGAACCGCGAGAAACACGAGGCGGCACUCGCUACGCGCGUCGAAGACAGCCGAUUCGUCCUCUCGCAGCUCGGCAGUCUGGAUGUCGUUCAGCAGUUGGUGCCAGGAGCUACCGCUCCCUUCAACACAGAGAAGGCAGUCUUCAUCGGGCACUCAUUCGGUGGCUGCACCGCCAUCUCCGCGCUCAUGGCCGACGCACGCUUUGCUGGCGCCGUGAACAUGGACGGCAGCCAAUACGGCCCGCUCUCCGACACCCAGAAACCCGUCCUGCUCUUCGGCCGCGGCGACCCCUCCCCCCGUAACCGCAGCAACAAUGCCACCUGGGAGCCGCUAUGGGCGCAUCUCAAGGGGCGCAGGAAGGAGGUCAAUCUGCGGGGCUGUGAGCAUACUACGUUUUGCGAUACGCCGCUGUUGACGAAGCUGAGCGGGAUGCCGACGAGUGGGAUUGUGGAGAAGAUGAUUGGGACGCUGGACGGGGAGAGGAGUUUUGAGGUUGUCGCGAGGUAUUUGGUAGAGUUUGCGGGCUUUGUGUUGAAGGGGGAGGAGGGGCUGCUGUUUGCGGGCCCGCGCGAGGAGUGGCCGGAGAUUGUGUUUGGGGAGAAUUGA